Molecule: messenger RNA, 299 nt
Organism: Mizuhopecten yessoensis (Yesso scallop)
Lineage: Eukaryota; Metazoa; Mollusca; Bivalvia; Pectinida; Pectinidae
Product: CST complex subunit CTC1-like
Exons: 2
Molecular function (GO): single-stranded DNA binding
Source: RefSeq, a predicted model, not a curated record
UGUUAUUAUUGAGGAUGGGACAAGUGCUGCUAUAGUAACCGUCAGGGAUGCUGCCAUACAGAAGUUGCUGCUGCUGUCAGACAGAGAAUGGUCUAGUGUACAGAGUGUGGUACAAACACAAGGAGAAAUAUUUCUCCAAAAGACACGUCCGGAGUUUGGUAGUCCAGUGGAGAUGUUUCUUUAUCAAUUAUGCGAGAGCUCGCUCGUCAAGAAGAACUGGGAGAUGUGGCUAAGGACCCGAACUGGGGCGUCCUCUGACUGGUCAUCUGGUGGGAAUCUAGAUAAUUUGACCUUAGAGG